Argiope bruennichi is the source of this 2555-nucleotide messenger RNA. RefSeq names its product flavin-containing monooxygenase 5-like. Lineage: Eukaryota; Metazoa; Arthropoda; Arachnida; Araneae; Araneidae. The record is from RefSeq and is a predicted model, not a curated record. Gene Ontology annotation, molecular function: NADP binding; N,N-dimethylaniline monooxygenase activity; flavin adenine dinucleotide binding. The transcript has 3 exons. The coding region runs from base 122 to 1921 and encodes 599 amino acids.
UUGGCCAAGGUGAAAGUGUGGAGGAAACUUUCAACUUUCUCUCAGUAAUCGGUUCCUCGUCAAGAGAGGAAGCAGGUCUCUGAUUAGCUCUGUCUAAGCAAUCAAUUUCCUAGUUAUAAGAAUGGAAAAAUUCAAGAAGAGAAUACUUGUUAUUGGUGGAGGAUUCAGUGGUCUUGGAUCUAUAAAGAGCCUGAAAGAAGAAGGUUAUGACCCAAUCUGUUAUGAAAAAACUUCCCACCCUGGAGGCACCUGGUAUUAUAGAGAAGAAACUCCCUAUGGUUUGCCCUCUAUUAUGCCUACUACUGUCAUCAACCACAGUAAAGAAAUGGGUGCUCUUACCAAUUUUCCACCUGACAAAAGAUAUCCCAAUUACAUGAGACAUCAUGAACUUUAUCAGCUGUUUACUGAUGUUGGAGAGCAUUUUGACUGCUUUAAGCAUAUCAUUUAUAAUAGGGAAGUAAUCAAAGUAAAACGCUCGGCUGAUUAUGAUGAAACUGGUAGAUGGGACGUUGCUGUCAAAAAUACUGAAACAGGGGAGAUGACGGAGGAAGUUUUUGAUGUGGUAUGGCUAGCAGUUGGUCAUAUUACUUAUCCUUAUAUUGCUCAGUAUCCUGGAAUUGAAAAUUUCAAGGGAAGUGUUAUGCAUACGCAUAGUUUAAAAAGGGCAGAUAAGUUUAAAGAUAAAAAAGUAUUGGUCAUUGGCAUUGGAUGCUCUGGAGUAGAUGCUGCAGUAGAAGCCAGCAACGUCGCUUCUCAGGUUUAUCUGAGCUCUAGAAACGGAGGAUGGAUACUUCCUAGAGUAGGACCUUACGGAUUACCUUUUGAUUAUUGCAUGCUUCGAAGAUACAGUAAUGUCAUGCAGUCUGUGAUGGGGUAUAAAUUUGCAAGUUGGUGGCUCGAGACCUUCCAAAUCAACAAAAAAUUCAACCACAGUUUAUACAAGUUAAAACCCCCUCACCCAGCUCUAGGCAAAGAUCCAGUAACGAAUGACUUGCUACCAGCUAAGGUAAUCAGUGGUUCGAUUGAAAUAAAAAGAAAUGUCAAAAUCAUCAAAGAAAAAGGUGUUAUCUUCGAAAAUGAGGAUCAUGUCACGGAAGUUGAUGUUAUUAUUAUUGCUACAGGUUAUACAUGGCAAUUUCCUUUCUUAGAGGAAAAUGUUGUUAGAAAAGAAGAAGGGCGUAUCAACUUGUACAAAUGUGUGUUCCCCUCCCAACUGAAGCAUCCUACUUUAGCAAUUAUUGGUUUCCUUCUACCACUGGGGCCAGGUUUUCCUCUAGGCGAAAUGCAAUGCAGAUGGGCUGCUCAAGUUCUCAGCGGACACUGCAAACUUCCAAGCGAGGAAGACAUGCUAAAAGAAAUUAAAACGCGUCAUAAACAAAAUGCUGAAAGAUUUUCGCCAUCUGAAAAAAUGUCGGUUAGAGUUGAUUAUAUCCCAUACAUGGAUGAUAUAGCGAAUGAAAUUGGCUGUAAACCAAAUCUGUGGAAGCUGUUCUUUACUGAUUUUAAACUUUAUAAAGCUCUUGCUUUCGGUCCUUCUUUGCCAUAUCAAUAUAGACUCGAAGGACCUCACAAAUGGGAUGGAGCCAGAGAAGCGAUUCUCACAGCUUAUGAUAGAGUACGUUAUCCCUUAUCUGGAGAAAAAGACAGAAAAACAAAGCAAGCCUUAUCUUUUGGUCAUUAUUUGAAAUAUUUUAUAAUAUUUUUUGUCAUGGCUUUUUGGCUAACGCAAAGUGAAACUUGUGCGAAAUAUUAUCUGCUAGCACUUACGCUUCCCUAUUUCAUGACCUGGAAAGGAUUUUACAAAAAGUAUUUUUUCAGUCUGCUCAUGUUACCUUUUUUUGUAUCUUGGGAAGGCUUUGUUUCUUGUUACAUGAUCACAAUAUUUGUCCCAAUAUUUUUGGCAAUUAUAACAUCAAUAUAAUAAAAAGACUAUCAAGCACUCCUUUUCGCUAAAGAACUCAUGAACCAGAAAUUAUAUAAUAAAUUACAAAAAUGUACUGUUAUAGUAUGCAUUAAAAUUCCGAAGGAUACAAGAAUUUUGUGCAGAUGAAUUAUGAAUGAAAAUGUGAUGUGCCUUCACAUUUUUAAAGAGGAAACGAUAUUUGUGUCGCAUUCUGAUCAAGUUUACCACAAGAACUAUAACUUCGAGAGCAAUGUCAAUUCGAUCGAUGAAAUACCUAUUUUAGAAUUUGUUUUUGUAAAAAUAACUUUGAUUGCUGCCAUAUUUUUCACCUGUUAUGCUUUUACAAGUACAAAAUGUUUUUUUUUUUUUUUUAAAAAAAAGCUCGUUUUUAAAUAAACACAGAAUUUCAUGAUUAUAAUUGAACAGGAAAUGAGUUAGACGUAUGACAAUCAAAAAUCUUUUUUUCUUCCUUCACACAAAUCUUUAAAAUCCUAAUCAGCCAUCCAAAUUUUGCGAGGACAUGAAAUCAUUGCCAACCUUUGAAGGAUAAAACAUGAUGUAGAUAAACAAUAACCACAGUGUAAACUAUAUAAUUUCCAUAUUAAAAUAUGAAAUAACUAUUAUCAUUUUGAAAAACAACUUCCCUGAAGUA